Helianthus annuus (common sunflower) is the source of this 695-nucleotide messenger RNA. Its product is annotated as formin-like protein 20. The record is from RefSeq and is a predicted model, not a curated record. The transcript has 3 exons. NCBI's taxonomy places the organism in Eukaryota, Viridiplantae, Streptophyta, Magnoliopsida, Asterales, Asteraceae. The coding region runs from base 1 to 621 and encodes 206 amino acids.
AUGACCAAAAAUGACAUUCUUGAGAAAAAAAGGGAAGAGUGUGAAUUUGUGAAAAUUGAUAUUCAUCAUCGUGUUCAAGGAGAUGUGGUUCUUGGAUGUGUACAUGUGGAUCAUGUUAGGGAGGAUAUUAUAUUUAGAGUAAUGUUUCACACAACAUUUGUGCGAAGCGGCGUACUCAAUUUGAGUUGUGAUGAAGUUGAUGUUAUGUGGGAUGCAAGAGACCAGAUGCAAAAGAACUUUAAAGCAAAGGUAUGUUUUUUGGAGGCUGAUGCUCUACCAUCUAUUAUCACCACAAAAGGAGAAUUUGACGACAAUAAUGGGACCGAAAGUCCUACACAUGAAGAGUGUUUUAAAGUCGAAGAGAUUUUUAGUAAUGCGGUUGAUGAACAAAAAAUUAAGGUGGAUGCUGAAAAUGGUGAUAUAGUCUUGAAGGAAGGACCUGUACCAGAAUCCAAAGUUGACGCAUUUGAAGACUAUGAACCAGAUGAUGGGAACAAAAAACCUGAAAACAAGAUUUUAGUUUGGUAUGAAGAUGCACGGUGGUCGCAACAACGAAGCCUAGUGAGUAGAACCGGCCGCAACGCGCCGGGUACUACUUCUAGUUAUAAAUCUAAAAGUUAACAUCAAAAUUCAGAAGAAAAAAAAACUAAGCACUAGUACAAAGUUGAUUUUAUGACGGGGUGAAAACUAUUAUU